Molecule: messenger RNA, 906 nt
Organism: Lobosporangium transversale
Lineage: Eukaryota; Fungi; Mortierellomycota; Mortierellomycetes; Mortierellales; Mortierellaceae
Product: Alpha/Beta hydrolase protein
Exons: 5
Coding region: 79-861 (260 amino acids)
Source: RefSeq, a predicted model, not a curated record
UGACAAUUUCUGCUCAUCGCGAAAAGGGCCAUAUUGCAGUUGCAAAGACUCGUAGUAAAGUGCCUGUUAAAUUGUACUAUGAAAAGACAGGUCGAGCACUUUGCAAAGAAUCCUGAAUACACUACCGUUUUCUUUGAUAACCGGGGUGUUGGCCAUUCUGAUGCUCCCAGAGGUCUCUAUGCAACGUCGCAAAUGGCUCAAGAUACCAUUGAUCUUAUGGAUGCCCUUGGAUGGACUCAAGGCGUACAUGUUGCUGGAGUCUCGAUGGGAGGCAUGAUCGCGCUCGAGUUAGUCUUGGCGGAUCCCAAACGUUUCUCUUCUUUGUUGCUUACGUCUACCAACGCAGGUCGAUCACCUCCUCAGUUGGUGACAGUCUCUUUUCUUUCUCGAGUGGUCCUGCUCAGAGAGCCACACGCACGCAUCAAGCUAAUUUGCGAGACUCUUUAUCCAACUAAAUGGUUAGAUUCGCCAGCUCCUAAAGACUCUGGCUAUAAGACUAACCGUGAGAUGUCAGCAGCAAGUUUGAAGAGGCGUUUUGCAAACACACCAGUGCAGCCUAUCCAUGGCAACAUUGCUCAGUGCUGGGCGGCUCUCUUCCAUCAUGUGAAUGCGAAACGGUUAGCGCAGAUUCGUGAAUCGGGUUUACCUGUUCUUGUGGUCACAGGCACAGAGGACAACUUUGUCAGACCUUCAGGAUCAUACCAUCUGGCCAAGGAGAUUGGCGCUCCUUUAGUGGUAUUUGAAGGCUCAGGACAUGCUCUUCCAAUGGAACAGACCGAAACAUACUGCAAAUUCAUCGAAGAGCUGGUGGAUAACGGCAAGAAUGGUGCCUUUGAGUUGGCCAAGGGGCAAGCCCUGUAAUUAACGAUAAGAAUAAUAAAAAUAUAUCCUUUAAAAAAGAAAGAU